Trichomycterus rosablanca is the source of this 845-nucleotide messenger RNA. It is a transcript of the gene pop4, whose product is annotated as POP4 homolog, ribonuclease P/MRP subunit. Lineage: Eukaryota; Metazoa; Chordata; Actinopteri; Siluriformes; Trichomycteridae. The record is from RefSeq and is a predicted model, not a curated record. Gene Ontology annotation, cellular component: ribonuclease MRP complex; ribonuclease P complex. The transcript has 7 exons. Bases 82 to 741 code for a protein of 219 amino acids. Gene Ontology annotation, biological process: tRNA 5'-leader removal; rRNA processing. Gene Ontology annotation, molecular function: ribonuclease P RNA binding.
AAACGGGUGGAAUUACAAGUCAACUAAGACAGAAGGAUCGGGUUUAUUUAUUAUAUUUAAUGAGAAAAACGGAUAACAAAAAUGGAAAACGUGCUGUCCAGACUUCCUCUAGAUGAAGCUACACUACUGGGAGUCCAGUCUCAGCAUGGUGCGGCGGCUGAUAAGUUCACCAGUGCGUUCCUGAAGAAUAGCAUUCCCAAACUGAGUGGCAAAGAAGCUGAAGAUGCUCUGCAGCGUAAAGCUGUAAUUCUGCACUACGAACGUGAGAAGAAGAAAAAAGGGAAGAAAACAAUUGCUAAGGGAUUAAACUCCAAAGAGAGGAGAGAACUUCGUGUGUUCCACCUCAAACCUGAACAUCACAAAUAUGAGCUGUUCCUUCCUCUGCAUGAACUCUGGAAGCAGUACAUAACUGAUCUAUGUAAUGCACUCAAACCAGAGAGUAACCCUCAGAUGAUCCAGCAGAAACUUCUAAAAGCUGAUUUUCAUGGUGCUAUUCUAACAGUUGUUCGAUCUAAGUGCCCAUCCUAUGUGGGUACCACUGGCAUCCUGGUGCAGGAACUGAAACAUGUAUUUAAACUCGUCACUAAAGACGACCGGCUAAAAACAAUCCCAAAGAAGAACAGUGUGUUCAGUGUGGAAAUGGACAACUUUGUUACUCAUAUUUAUGGCAGCAGGUUUGAACUUCGUUCCAGUGAGCGCUCAGCCAAAAAAUUCAAAACCAGAGGAACCAUUGACCUGUAAAGAUUGUAUUUUUUUUCCUGUGGACCCCUGGCUCGGGUUCGUCUGUGUAUUUUGUUUUUCUGUUUUUAUUUGAAAACAAAAAUAUGAAUAAAGAUUUGAUUUAA